CAAAGUGUUCAUUUAGCCUUCACAACGAGAUACCCAUGAAUCUUGAAACAUAAUUCUAUGGAUUCAAUCAGUGCACUUUGAUUGGUUACACAGAUCUUGUGUGCAGUUUUGAAAGAAACACAUGCUAUAUGAAAUCUCUCUCUCUGGCACUACGCAGCCAGUCAGCCUUGCACUUGUUUGGUUAGUUUGUCCCCUCCUCUCAGUUCCCUCCUGUCAUCAACCGAACAGGAUUUCAGCCAGACACUGCCUGAGUGAAAUGAGCAAGCAAUGCUACUCAAUACUUAACAAAUAAAUAAAGUGGCCUCCCCCAGAUUGCAAUCUUUAGUUUUCCUGCAGGUGGCGCUAACAUGGCAGCACUCGGACGAGACGCUGUCUUUGGAGAGCCAGAUAGGGCACGGAAGUGUGUGGUGUUGUUUCCGAUGCAGGGGUGACGCACAGAGUUUUUUUUAUUAAAUAUAGGCGCUGACGAUGCAGGUGCUCUGCUUGGUGAAGUGAGGAUUGGAAGAUGGAUUCUCUGCACGGUGAAGAGAAGGCUCGGGCGCUGGCGUCUGUCACCAGCAAAAAGGAGGACCUCGAAAUGCCGUUGGUGCGAGAGCAGUGCUCAGAACUGGACUGUCCUGCCCGCGUCGGAGAGGAAUGUUCAGAACUGGGCUGUACAGCCCGCGUCAAAGAGGAAUGUUCAGAACUGGACUGUGCAGCCCGCGUCAAAGAGGAAUGUUCAGAACUGGACUGUGCUGCCCGCGUCAAAGAGGAAUGUUCAGAACUGGACUGUCCUGCCCGCGUCAAAGAGGAAUGUUCAGAACUGGACUGUCCUGCCCGUGUCAAAGAGGAAUGUUCAGAACUGGAUUGUGCAGCCCGCGUCAAAGAGGAGGCUCCCGCAGAGGGGUGCGAGCACUGUGAAAACAAGGCCUGUGUCCUGCUGUCGCUCCCCCUGAAAACAGAAGACCUUAAAAUAGAGUGCGACUGCCUAGCAAGGCAUGGCUCGGAGCUGGGGCUCAUUAAAGAGGAGGCCCUUGAGCGUCCGUGUGACAGCAUUGCGGAGGACAGCGCUCAGCCGGGCAGCGGGAACACCGCGAAGAAAGACAGCGUCGUGCCUUCUGCUCCCAGUGUGGCAUGUAAGUAUAAAAGUCACUGGUCUGUCCCAUCACUGCGCCAUGUUUGCACAAGCAGAUCAGCCUCGUGUUUGUUUUUUUUUUGUUUUUUUGGUUUGCUGUGAAAUCUGCCGUCCGCUUUGGUUGGGAUUUGAAAUCCCAGUUUUCCUCAGCGUGCGCCUUCUAGUCCUCGCUUCAGAACGCAGUGAAAUGGCACCGCCUGCGUUUUAGAAAAUGUGUCCGUUUUCUUUCACUUCUUCUGAUGCGUUUUUAACUGUCCCCUUACUCUCUUCUGC
Molecule: messenger RNA, 1387 nt
Organism: Polyodon spathula (Mississippi paddlefish)
Lineage: Eukaryota; Metazoa; Chordata; Actinopteri; Acipenseriformes; Polyodontidae
Exons: 2
Coding region: 506-1216 (236 amino acids)
Source: RefSeq, a predicted model, not a curated record